AUGUUCGAAAACAGCGAUUCAGAACGCACCGCCACACAGCACCCCGUGCCAUUCCUCUGGACCAAAGAGAUCAUCGACGUCAUGAUCAAAGACACCAAGGACAUCCGUCACGAGAUGUGCCACAACCUCAACAAAAGUGUCUUGACAAGAGACAACGACUCGUCGGUCCUCUUUUGGGGCCCUGAUAUGGAGUGCUACAACUUGUGCCUCAGCGAGCAGAUGGUCAAGAUUGAGCGCGCGAUCAAGAGAUACACGCAGCUAUUGGACAAUAAGGAGGCGACGUACCAGACUAUUGAUGACAAGAAUAGGCUGGUGAGGGUGUGGAAGGAGCUCGUGAGGUCCUUUACGUCGAGGGCGGAGCUGUUUGAUAAUAUCCAGAAAAGAGCAAGGAGGAGGCCGAGGGCGGCGGAUAAGGUUGUGACGGAGGCGAUGGGCGGGCCGGAUUCGUUGGAGCCGAAGUGGUUUGAUACGAAGGAAUUUGCAGACUUUGGGGAGGAGAUUGAUAAUAUCAGAAUACCAAGAUAUCUGAGAUAA
Messenger RNA from Morchella importuna, 534 nucleotides. RefSeq lists its product as uncharacterized. The coding region runs from base 1 to 534 and encodes 177 amino acids. The record is from RefSeq and is a predicted model, not a curated record. NCBI's taxonomy places the organism in Eukaryota, Fungi, Ascomycota, Pezizomycetes, Pezizales, Morchellaceae. The transcript has a single exon.